Messenger RNA from Poeciliopsis prolifica (blackstripe livebearer), 1683 nucleotides. Its product is annotated as trace amine-associated receptor 1-like. Gene Ontology annotation, cellular component: membrane. The record is from RefSeq and is a predicted model, not a curated record. Gene Ontology annotation, molecular function: trace-amine receptor activity. Gene Ontology annotation, biological process: G protein-coupled receptor signaling pathway. The transcript is spliced from 2 exons. Bases 402 to 1532 code for a protein of 376 amino acids. NCBI's taxonomy places the organism in Eukaryota, Metazoa, Chordata, Actinopteri, Cyprinodontiformes, Poeciliidae.
AACCUGUUUUUUUUAACUCAAUGUCCCUUUCAGUCCUCAUGAUCACUAUAGACAAGGGUUUUCCAUUUCUCAACUUCUGAGUUUUUAAUCAUUGCCACGUUUGAUUUUGUUGGCAGAACAGAAAGGUGGUCAAGAAGAAAACCCUGAGUGGUCACGGUCGACUUUAUUGUUUGGUGGAAUCAGGACCAUACAGUGAAAGUAAGAGCAACUCGAGGGUCUGGGGCUGAACAGCCGCAUAAGAAAACCACUGAUCAGUGAGACUAACUCAAGAAAAGACUUUGGUUUGAAAACUAGCUUGAAGAUUGGAUGACGGAGCUAUGAUAGAAGGUCAUGUAGUCUGAUGAGUCCAUAGUGACCCUGUUUCAGAGUGGUGGUAAGAAGAAGGGCAGACAAAGAGGUGCAUGCAACAUGUCUGGUCUCUACUGUACAGUCUGUCCAAUAGACGAAGGAAGGUAGCAAAGGGGAGGAGUGAGGAGGUAGGAGGCAUAAAAUCAAGAAUUGUUUGGGAAAAAAGCCACAGCUUAAGCUCUUCUCUGACUUCAAAGAUGGACAUGCAGUUUGGAGGUGACCUCUGCUUCCCACAUCUCUUCAACACCUCCUGCAGGAAACCCAAAUUUUCUUGGACUGAAACUGUGCUCCUUCGCACCAUACUGUCCUUCAUCUCUCUGCUCACCGUGGCUCUCAACCUGCUCGUCAUCAUCGCCAUCUCUCACUUCAGGAAGCUCCACACACCCACCAACAUCCUCCUCCUCUCUCUGGCUGUGUCAGAUUUCCUCGUGGGGCUUCUGCUGAUGCCAGGUGAAAUCGUGCGGCACACAGCCUGUUGGUUUUUCGGCGACCUCGUGUGCUCCCUGUAUAAUUACGUGUCGUACGUCGUCACCUCUGCUUCGGUUGGCGACAUGGUGCUGAUAUCAGCUGACCGCUAUGUGGCGAUCUGUGACCCUCUCCGUUACUCCGCCGCAGUCACGGAGAGAAAAGUUAAAGUCUGCGUGUGUCUCUGCUGGCUCAGCUCUGUCCUGUACAGCAGCGUCAUCGUGAACUCUGACCUCACUCAGCCGGGGCAACACAACUCCUGCCAGGGGGAAUGUGUGAUUGUAGUCGACUACAUUUUGGGAACGAUUGACCUUGUUGCUACGUUUAUUGCUCCGGUCGCGGUCAUGGUUGCGCUGUACAUGAGGGUGUUUGUGGCGGCCGUCUCUCAGGCCCGGGCCCUGCGCUCUCAGGUCACGGCUGUCUCCCUCCAGCUUUCGGUGAGUCUGCCGAGGAAAUCUGAGCUGAAAGCAGCCUGGACGCUGGGGGUUCUGAUGGUGGUGUUCCUCAUGUGUUUCUGUCCGUAUUACUGCGUCAGCCUGGCGGGUGGCGACCUGCUCACCGACUCGUCUGUAUCCUACGUCAUAUUUCUGUUUUAUCUCAACUCCAGUCUGAACCCAGUGAUUUACACGUUGCUUUAUCCUUGGUUCAGGAGAGCUACCAAACUCAUCGUCACGUUUCAGAUCCUGCGGCCCGGCUCCUGUGAGGCCAGCAUUCAGUGAAGUUUCAUAACUAACAUGAACUUGAAAGGAAUAAUUGAAAACUUGCUAAAUUUGUUUUGCUGUUGCAUUUCCACCGUGAGAUUUUGAUGUUUUUUUGUUUUUUUUCCAACAACAUCCUGACCUUUGGAAUCACCAAACAAAAACGAUUCAA